GACAAUCGAAAACCCAUAAUCACUUCAAAGUUUUACCUGUUUCAACCACUGAUAUUGGAUGAGUUAAAUUACGCUUUUUAUGCAUUGUUUUUGCUGUUGAUUACAAGUUAUUCGAUCCGUUUUUUGUUUUGUUUUUUUAACGAAUAAUUCUCAAUACAACAAAAUGUCUCAAGGAGCCAGUUCGAAAAGAUUACAACAAACACAAGCUCAGGUGGACGAAGUGGUUGGUAUAAUGCGUACGAAUGUUGAAAAAGUUUUGGAACGUGAUCAAAAAUUGUCCGAAUUAGAUGAUCGAGCCGAUGCUUUGCAACAAGGGGCUAGUCAAUUCGAACAACAAGCUGGUAAAUUGAAACGAAAAUAUUGGUGGCAAAAUCUCAAGAUGAUGCUCAUACUUGGAAUGAUUGUUUUGGUCAUAUUGAUCAUCAUCAUAGCUUCGUAUUCUGAAUAAAUGUAUGGAAUGGACUGUGUUUGCAGCCACAAAUUGAUAUACCCACACCACACAUCACCACAAGGAUGGAUCAUAUCGGUCAUAAAUGACUGAUAAUGAUAUUCACCCUUCAGUCCAUUCAAUCUGCCAAUUAAUGUGUGUAUGUUUUCUACCCCCUAAAAAAAAUCCAUCCAAUAACAUGACAAUGUCAUCCCCAGCCCGAUUGCACAUUUCACCCACAUCAAAGAACCUGAACUUUGAAUGUGAAUUUCAAUCACAGCGCAGAAUUUGGUUAAUAUUUUCAAAAUCAUCGUCUAUAAUGAUUUAAAUGUCGAUAUAAAUGUUUGUUUCAUAAAUAAUCAAAUGAUA
Messenger RNA from Dermatophagoides farinae (American house dust mite), 796 nucleotides. The record is from RefSeq and is a predicted model, not a curated record. NCBI's taxonomy places the organism in Eukaryota, Metazoa, Arthropoda, Arachnida, Sarcoptiformes, Pyroglyphidae.